CCUGCAGGCGGGAGAGAUGUUUGUGUGUGAACUAAUCUCCCUCACACACACACACACACCCCCUCGGUUUCUCCCAGUCACACUCGCUGAGCACAAAGCAGCGCUGCUCUCCCUGUCACCAGCUCACACACACCGCGCCUCACAGAGAGGAGCUCAGACAACCAACACACACCUUCUGUGCAGGAACUGAAGCAGGAAGAAAAGAAGAGAAGAAGAAGAACCAGGCUGGAGCCGAGACAUUUUAGGGAAAACCACGAUCAGGUUGUGAAAUUGAGGAGCGUCCCCCUGAGGCCCCCUGCUGACUGAUAACAAGCACUGCGUGGGAGCUCAAUGAGUGUGUGCUGCUAACCAGCGCUCCACCUGUGUGUGUGUGUGUGUGUGUGUGUGUGUGUGUGUGUGUGUGUGUGUGUGUGUGUGUGUGUGUGUGUGUGUGUGUGUGUGUGGCACCAUGCUGUGGACGGUGCUGCUGGCUCUGCUGGUGCUUCUCCUGCUGCAGACUCAGCUCUCUGUUUGCUUAAGGGAUCUGCGCAGCGGGGGGUCCGUUUCGCCUCUUCACUCUCCUCCUCCAUCCUCUUCCUCCCCCUCCUCAGCAUCAUCAUCCUCCUCCUCUUACAACGCUACCCAGCAGCGGCUGCCCGGAGCUAUUAUCAUUGGCGUGCGGAAAGGCGGCACCAGGGCCCUGCUGGAGAUGCUCAACCUGCACCCGGACGUGGAGGUGGCGAAGGCCGAGGUCCACUACUUCAACGUGGAGGAACAUUUCCGCCGGGGUCUGGCCUGGUACCGAGCCCAGAUGCCCUUCACCCUGCCGGGCCAGCUGACGGUGGAGAAGACCCCCGGCUACUUCGCGGCCCCCCAGGUUCCAGUUCGGGUGUGGGACAUGAACCCGGCCGUCCGGCUGCUGCUCAUCGUCAGGGACCCGGCGGAGAGGCUGGUCUCCGACUACACCCAGGUCCUCCACAACCGCCUAACGCAGCACAAGCCCUACCAGCCGCUGGAGGAGCUGCUGCUCCACAAGGGCCACAUCAACCACGGCUACAAGGCGCUGCAGAGGAGCCUGUACCACCUGCACCUGGCCCGCUGGCUGGAGGUCUUCCCCCUGGAGCAGAUCCACGUGGUGGAUGGCGACGCGCUCAUUCGGGACCCGUUCCCGGAGCUGAGGAAGGCGGAGCGGUUCCUGGACCUUCCACCCAGGAUAAACCCCAGCAACUUUUACUUCAACACCACCAAAGGCUUCUACUGCCUCCUGUCCGCUGGACAUGAUAAGUGCCUGGACGAGUCCAAAGGCCGACCACACGCUCCGCUGAGCACGCAGGCCUUGAAGAAGCUCUGCCGGUUCUUCAGGAAGCCCAACAAACGCUUCUUUGAGAUGGUGGGAAGGUCGUUCUCCUGGUGCUGAUGAAACUGUCGGGGACAGACGGAGAGGGAAACUGUUUCUGAUGGCAGAUGAUGUUUUUCUAAAUACCUUCUCAGGUAUAAAUGAGCUGCACUCACGUGGAAGUGACUGAAAAUGUGGUGGAUUAAACCCGAACCAAGCCGGUGCCUCUUCAGGAACAACGAAGCUACAACAGCUGUGCCAUUAAAGAGCUCAGAGCAACAUGUUGGCUCAGUUCACGGACAGGAGCUGAGCAGAUGGCUGCCAUGUUUGAUUGUUGCACUAAUGACCAAAUUGCAUUAAAAGUCAAUCAGUGUAAAUAUUCUCAGUUCAGAAGCUUUCGCUCUCAUUUCUAAACUGCUGUACAAAAAUGUUUGCUUUGUGAAACGCUUCGUUUCUCAUCAGCUGCUUUUGUUUCCGUUUAUUAGAAAAUCUUAGUAAAGACAGAUAGUCUUGUAAAAGUAUUCUUACCUUUACAACUUUUCACAUUUUGUCAUAUUACAACCAAAAACCCGACUCUAUUUUAUAAGCUACAGGACUAAACGCAACAUUUUGAAGUGGAAUAAAAUAAUUUCUAAAAAAUAUUACUAGAAAUUUUACAAAGUGCGGCAUGGAUUUGUAUCCAUUGUCUUUUAUAUCAGUAAACCUAAAUAAAAUCCAGUGCAAAUUUUCCCAUUCAGAAGUCGCCUAAAAUCCAUUUGUGAGAAAUUUAGCAUCAGAUUAAUUUACAUGUGAGUUUAGAGACCAGCUUUUUGGCCUGAACUCUAAAAAUCACAAAAAGAAAACUCAACGUUUGGUACAAAAUCUACGAGACACAGGAAGCAUACAGAAAAACGUUCUUUAAUCAGAUGAGACCAAAACUAAACUUUCAGGCUAACAUGCAAACAGCAGAAAACUGACAGUUCACAUCCGACCCCAACACCACAGCAGCUGCACUGUAAAACUGUACAAUUUGAAAUGAAACGACAUUCUAAAAGACUCAUGAUUAUCAAUGAAAUGUUUUUUUGCUAGAAUGAGGCGGUUUUGCAAAUCUACAAAGGAAACACUUUCUCACAUCACACAUGGUUAUACUACUGACGAAAAAGACGAAGAAGAAGACAACAGGAAGUGGACGAUGAUAUCGAUCCGUCUUGUUUCUUAUUUCUGACAGUCACAGAAAAAAUCUCAGCAUGUCAUUGUUCAUAAAGCGUUGUGUCAUUCAAAGUGUUGGAUCCAAAGCUCUUUCUCAGAAAUCCCUAAACAUCGCAUGAAUACAUAGCCAUGUAUUUCAAAUUGAUUUAAAUAAAAAAUGUGAAAACGAUGAAUUCUUUUACUCCACUUCAGAAAUGUGCUCCUUUAUGUUGGUCUUUCUCCUGACAUCCCAGUGAAACGCACUGAAGUUUGUCAUCACAACAUGACAAAAUGUGACAAAGGUACCGAUACUUUAGAACUGCACUGUGUAUAUAUAUUAAAUUUCUAGCCUUUUUAUAACGGCACAUUUUCAUUUACUUUACAAGUGAAGCCCAACAUGGUGUUAUUGUUGAUAUCUGUAGUUUUUUUCCUAAUGUCCUAAUAAAUGCAUUCAGACUUUCCUUCUGUCUCCUGCCUGAGUGCAGAGAUCAGCUUUAAAGGGUUUGAACACAUCAAACAUAAAUGAGCAAACGGGAAAACCUGAAGAAGACGUUCGCUGUCAGAGACUCGGUCUUUACAUCCAGGAUCAAAGCCAGCUCCGUUUCAUCACCGACGUUUUCCUGAUAGGAAAUUAAAUCACCACCGACUGAAAGCAACAGCUGCAGGUCAGCAGAUGAGUUCACUCCGUCUCUUCAUUCAACCUCCAGCCAUGUUUACUUCAGAUAACAGUAAGAAAAUAAGCACAGAUGGUUUAGCUAUCCACUAGUUAAGGACAUGGUGCCUUUUUGUAAGAUUUUCAUGAUCCUAAAGUCAGCUGCUUUGUUACUGUUAAUGUUUUUCUUUGGUUAAAAUCACAAGACUUUGAAGAAAGCAGUUUCUGCACCGUGAGGAAAACGGAGCAGAAUCAGAGCUGAAGGCUGACCUCCGCCUGCCUCCCUUCCACCGCUCCCAGGAGGAACCAGAAACACGGAGACAAAGACGGGCAGGGCGAAGGAUGGAGACAUAAACAGAUUAUUCUUUGAAGACGUGAACAGCCUUUCAUGUCUCCUCUGGUUAGGAGGACAACAUGGCCAAAGUCACUUCAAUCACAAGGUAACUUCACUUCAACAGUUCAACUUCAUGAGUUUGAAGAAGCUUCUUUGCCAACUUUGUGCUGACCUGAGAGUGAAUCUCACACUCAGUUUCACUUUAAAAAGUCAGGAUGAACAGACAAAAAGGUUCCCUUUCCAUGUCAGUGCUACGGCGUAUUGAGACCAAUCUGUCCACACCCAUAUGUCUGGAUCUGGAACGUUUCAUGGUGUCGAGUGGGGAAUCACAUGAGGAACCAUGUGAUUCUUACUGUGUUUGUUGGCCCAAACAAUUCAAACAAUUACUGAAAGCAAUUUUUAUAUGCAAAAACUAAACUGAACUAUUUUAAUCAGAAAGAGUAACUGGGAGGCUGGAGCCAAACAACUAAAACCAGAUAGAGACCUGAAAAUAACGUGCAAAAAUAAAUAUCAACCACAAUGUAUUUACCUGCCAAAUCAUAACAUGGAGGAAAAUAUUGGAAAAUACAAGACAAUAAAGAAAUGGGAACAUUUCUGAAAGAAGGUAAAGUUUUGUUUCCCUGGAUUUCAGUGUGUUUUGUUAUAUUUGAAAUCCUUAAAAUGAUUUUUUUCCUGAAUGUUUGCUUCGUCUAACAUGUUUCUUCACCUGUUUUCUUUCUCGCUCUGCGUUUGUGCCUCAGUUCUGGCUUCUGGUUCUGCAGACUUCAGCUGCAAAACAUGGACGCUUUCGGUUGUUUAUUUUAAAAAAUGUAAAACAGGAUUUUACCUGGGAGGUUUGGCACACAAACAGGUAACAGAUACAAAAAUAAUCAGGAACCAGAGAAUCGAUCAGGGAACAUUUCAAACACGGAUGCAAGUUGCACCCAAAGGUUUUACGGUUUUCCUCAUCAGCUUUGCAUUUGGCCUACAUCAAUCCCUGCAUGUCAGGCUGAAAAUGAAAACAAUAUGAAAAGAUGUUCAGGAUUUGGUACAGCAUGCAUUAAACAUGAGUCUUCCAGGUGAAUCACCAAGUAUGUGGGAAAAAAACCUUGAAUUAUUGAAAGAAUGUUUCACAAAUAAAUGCAGCUAAUUUAUUUUACAGUGAAUAAUAUCAGCAAAAUGUUUU
Poecilia latipinna (sailfin molly) is the source of this 4633-nucleotide messenger RNA. It is a transcript of the gene hs3st1l2, whose product is annotated as heparan sulfate (glucosamine) 3-O-sulfotransferase 1-like 2. The transcript has 3 exons. Gene Ontology annotation, molecular function: [heparan sulfate]-glucosamine 3-sulfotransferase activity. NCBI's taxonomy places the organism in Eukaryota, Metazoa, Chordata, Actinopteri, Cyprinodontiformes, Poeciliidae. The record is from RefSeq and is a predicted model, not a curated record. Bases 449 to 1396 code for a protein of 315 amino acids.